GGACUUCGGCAAGAGACGACAGAUACAUUACAGUGAGAUAUAGGCCUGGAUAAAUUGACAGAUUAUUAUGAUUUGACAAUACAGGCCUAGAUAUUAUAGAUUAAAAAGAAUUACAUAGUAUAAUACAAUAAGUAUAUUAUGCAGAUCGAUAUAAAAGAUAGCCUCAGUAUGACAACAGAGUUCUAAUGUCCUCACUAAUUUUCCAAAAUGAUGACCAUGAAUGAAGUCAGGCGUACACAAAAAACACGAACUAUCUCAUAAAUACUUCAAUUUGUUCCAUACUUAAAAUUGUCAAACAUUACACAUAAAAAAAACGUGUUGAAUCCCGACUGAUUAAAGAUAUGCCGACAUUUAUUACGAUGUCCCCAAAUUGUUAUCGUGUCUUAUCAAAACAGAGGGGUUAGGUUGGAACAGCCAAUUUACUUAGGCUUGCUUUGAUUGCACUGUGCGCGAGUCUCCGGUGGUCGUCGUGUUCACCCAAGCUGUGUGACGUUUGCAUGGCAAGAAAUUAUUGUUAAUUUAGCUUCCUGUAGAUUUUCUUGGUAGUUAUAUUACUUAUUCCAAAAGUUUGUAAACAUGCCAAACGAACGGAAUGCUAAUAACAGAACCCCUAAUGGUGCUCAGGCAACAAGUAGUGGGGGAAGUGGUAGCGGUAGUAGUAGCAACAGCAGAAGAAUUGGCCCAACAAAUUCUUCAGAGCGGGAGCAAACUGUUUCUCUGCCAUCAGCUCCUUCAAAAACAACACCAUCCUCGGGAAAAUGGAGUCAGAAAAUGCUAAGUAACAGCGCAAGAAGAAUCCAAAAGGAACUUGCAGAAAUCACACUUGAUCCUCCACCUAACUGCAGUGCCGGGCCAAAGGGAGACAAUAUCUAUGAAUGGGUAUCCACGAUCCUAGGGCCUCCAGGCUCUGUCUAUGAUUCAGGUGUGUUCUUCCUCGAAAUCCACUUCUCACCGGAAUAUCCAUUCAAACCACCAAAGGUGACAUUUCGUACUCGAAUAUACCAUUGUAACAUCAACAGUAGCGGUGCCAUCUGCCUGGAUAUUCUUAAAGACAAUUGGAGUCCUGCCUUGACGAUUUCCAAAGUGCUUUUAUCAAUAUGCUCAUUACUGAGUGAUUGCAAUCCAGAUGAUCCACUUGUUGGCAGUAUAGCAACUCAAUACCUAACUAAUCGUCAAGAACACGACAGAAUUGCUAAAAGCUGGACAAAACGUUUUGCUCAAUGACAUUUUUUUGAGAUAAAACUCUGCGCGAAUAGAAUAUUAAAGAUAAAUAAUAAAGACAUUUUACCAUUUUCCCUUGGAAAAUUAAACUUGCCAAGCAUACAGGAGUGAAAUUAUGAGGGAAAAAUUAUGUAGGAUACAAUUUUAGAAGAGUGCAGAUGUAUGCAAGAUGCGUCGGCACAAACGAUGUUUAGCACGGCAACAAGAGUAUCUUUUUGAAGCAGUAUUGUUCCAUUUGGACCAGCAAAUCAUUGAUAUUACCAUUCUAUUUGUUUUCGGUCUCCAUACCGAGAGUAUUGCAACGUGCGGAAACAGAAGUAUGUUAAAGACACAUCCAUCUUUGUAAUCAUCUCGUGUUUGUAGUCUACAGCGUUCCUUGUUAUCACUUUAGUUAUGUAGGUAUUGCUGGCUUGUUUAAAUAUGUGCUAAUUUCAUAUGUAUAUACAUUUUUGUUGUCUGUUACUUUAUAAGAUAAGCUUGGUUUCCAUACAGUCACAACACGCCAUCGCCAACAGCUUUCGGUGAUGCUGAUUGGUCGGUCGAAUUGGGGUGCCUUCCUGAUUGUGUCAGCAGUAUGAUAACAACACUGAAAACACUGUAGUAACAGUGUAGCGGCAGUGUAGCGAUUGUAUGCAAACCAAGCUUUAAGCCAGUUGCUGAGUUUAAAGAUAAAGAAAUAAUUAGGUAUUAGAUAAAAUAAAAAUGGCCUGAGUAGGAAGUGAGUAACAGUUUGUCUUUCCUUGGUAUAUAUCAAUUAAUCUUAAAUGUUAGGCUGUUUUGAACUUGGAUUAAAACUUAAGCUUUCAGGUUUUAAUGCAAGGAAAUGUGUAAUAUUGAUUUCUAAGAUUAAUUAUAGUAUUGUAAUCUUAUCAUUUGAGCUUACACACAAAUUGAAUUUCUCCAAAAGUUGUUGGCAUUUAAAUCUCAACUAUUAUCAGGAGGUGUAGAGCCUUGUCUAGACUAUAAAAUUUUAUUUGACAAAAAAAAACUGUUGUAUGUCCAUAUAUAGUCAUGAUGUGAUGUCAUCAUGACCAUAUUUAGGCAUGUCACAUGUUUUUGUCAAAUAAAAUGUGAUCAUCUGGACAGGGCUUGGAAUUAUAUGUAAAUUUACGAUUUCUUCAGUUUUUGUUAUUUUCUUUUGUUUAUUAAGGAUUAAUAAAGCAAGAUUAAUUAAAAUGGCUUUUAAAGUAGAUGUGAGAAGCUAAUAUAAUUAUUGUCAUAUUACAGUGCAUUCAUGCCUGUUGAAUUUUAAGCUGCCUUUCCUUAAUAGGCUUUGUAGCUGUGAUGUCAUUACAUUCAUGUAGGGCCUAUUGAAGAAAAUCUGAUAAUAUAUACCGUAACUAAUGGUUCCUUACAAAAUAUUUGAUGAUUAUUGAAAAGACCCACAUAUGGUAUAGCUAUGACCUAAGAUUAUUGUUUAAUCUCUAACAUCCAAAAGAUUAGCAUUAUGAUUCAAGGUUGUCACACACAUGCCAGUCAACUAAGUGAUUGAUUCACAAACUGAAAGACCUAGGAUUAAAAAAGAAAAAACAGUAAUUAUUUAUAUAACAAUUGGGUAUAGAAUGGAAUAUUUUGUGCAAUAUUACAUUCUUACUAAUUUUUCUUUUUAACCUUGUAAUUCAUUAUUUACCAUGAACAACCAGCUUCAUCACAUUGAUGAUAAAUGCUAAACAGUCUCACGGUUUAACUGCUAACACCCUACUGUAUAGCAUAUCUUUUGGAAAUCGUUUCAAGUGGAUGUACAGUAGUUUCCUUUUGUCAGUUAAACGAGAACAUGCAAAUCUACCUCUGUGGUUGGUCAGUAUGGACAGAACGCUCGAUUCUGGCUUUGCUAUGGGUCGGUAUAGAUAUAACACUUGAUCUGUACCAGCCAGUUGCAGAGCAUGUACAAAUAGAACGCUCGAUCUGGGCUUUGCUAUUGGCUAGUCCAGAUACAACACACGCAAUCUUAGCUCUGCUUUUUGCCAGGUAAAGUGAAUUAGGCAAACCCAUCUGUACUAUUGGCUGGUUAAAUUGCAACACACAAAUCUAAGAUACAACACUAAAUUUUGGCUUUGUUAUUGGCUAAAUUGAAGAGAAGCCGGCUUUGCUCUUGGUUAAAUAAAGUUGAAUGUAAAAAAACAUGUUUUCUAUUAAUAGUAUGUGGACAACAAUACUCAAAAUAAGGCUCAAUGAUUGGCCAGUUAAGAUAGCAUAUUCAAACCUGCCUUUGCUAUUGGUGAGUACAGUAGUACUCGGUGUGAUCGGCUUGUAUUAAGAUGUAUGAUGCACUUUAAGAAAUAGGCAUGUUUAAUAUCCAAUGCACCUUGUAUUAUAUAUAGCACAUGCUUUAGCUAAAGCUCCAAGUUAGUCAAAGAGAAGAUAGAAUCAUGCAAGUGAAGCAGUAUUGUCAUGUUUUAUGAAGUUCAAUCAGUUUAAACAGACACCUGCAGUCACUUGCUGCCCAUACAAUACAUUUCAUAUAAAAAAAACGUCUCUAUUGAGUAUGAUUUUGUUAUAAAUUAUGUUUGUAUUUAAUACUAUUAUUAAUAUUUAGCAUAAUUAUUUCUAGUAGAGAAACUACAGUGUCGUAACUACAUCCUUUCUGUGUAUUCUAGAUAAUUUUACGGUCCAAAUUUUAUGGCUAAGUUCAUCCUGUGGGCCAUUCAAUUGAAAUGGUUCCUUUCAUACCUAACAUAGGGUAUUAUUUGUGAUGUGUGUUAACUUAUAAUGCUGUUGAAUGGUUCCUUUUUGUACCAUGUAAAGCGAUACCAUUUAUAAUGUGUGGUUCCUUUGUGUACCAUGUGAUAUGAUACCAUUUCUGAUGAACACAUAAACAGUAAUCAUUUUGUUUUUAACACAUUAAAUAAAUGUUUUGGUAAUUCCAAGGAAGGAAAAAUAUAACCUGCAAUUUUACAGUACAUGAUAUACAUGUUAUGUUGUUCAGUUCAUUUCAGGCCAGUCAGUCACGAAAGUGCUUAAUUUAAAAAUGUAAAUGUUGUUUAUUACUUUUUUAUUUUCACAAGUUUUUAUAUGUUGAGAAUCAAAAUGAGACAGUUAAGUAAUAGAUUAAAAGUCUAAUGGAAUUAUAAUUCAGGAUAAAUAUUACAUUUCCAGAAAUGACAGAAUAAAUCAUUAAUUUAUUACUACUGGUAGUAGAUAUAUCCAUUGGGAUAAACAAUUUAAAGCUGGUGCAAUACCUGAAUGAAAUUCACGAAAUUAGCAUUUAAACCAUAUUAUUAUUUUUCUUGACAAAGGUUGAGAUAAAAUUGGUUAUUUUGCUUGUGAGAUGGAAUCAACAAAGUAGAUUGCACACUUUUUUAUUCAGUUGUAUGGUAGCAGCAUUUUGGAAUGUUAGCCUACAAAAUUGUCACUGCUUAUCUCAACAUGUUUAUUGUUUUUGACAUUACCAUCAAUUUAGCGUAACUUCUUGAUGUAGAGGGCAGUGUAACUUGUGUAAUCGUGCUUCCAUCCAACCUAGCUUUCAUUAAACUGUAUCUUAGUUACAGUCUUUUUAUGUUUAAUAUGAUUCUGUAUUCUACCUUCAUUGCAUUUUAGAUGACAAAUUAAUUUCCUGCUGUUAUAUUGUCAAAUUGUAAGGUACAUACUAUGUACAUUAUAUUAUAAUAUUGGAUGCAUGACAUAGAGGUAGAGCUACAAGCCAUACAGCAUGGAUUCUCAUCACAAAUUUAUUGAUUAUUUUUAACAUGGCAAGAACCAGUGUUGGUUACUAAAGCAACCAAUAUUGGAUAUUCAAAGAAUAAAGCAAAAUAAGUUAUGAA
Anneissia japonica is the source of this 4982-nucleotide messenger RNA. RefSeq names its product ubiquitin-conjugating enzyme E2 E1-like. Bases 577 to 1224 code for a protein of 215 amino acids. The transcript has 6 exons. Gene Ontology annotation, cellular component: nucleus. The record is from RefSeq and is a predicted model, not a curated record. Lineage: Eukaryota; Metazoa; Echinodermata; Crinoidea; Comatulida; Comatulidae. Gene Ontology annotation, biological process: protein polyubiquitination. Gene Ontology annotation, molecular function: ubiquitin conjugating enzyme activity.